Phaeodactylum tricornutum CCAP 1055/1 is the source of this 1134-nucleotide messenger RNA. RefSeq names its product dihydrolipoamide succinyltransferase. Gene Ontology annotation, biological process: tricarboxylic acid cycle. Gene Ontology annotation, cellular component: oxoglutarate dehydrogenase complex. Lineage: Eukaryota; Bacillariophyta; Bacillariophyceae; Surirellales; Neidiaceae. Gene Ontology annotation, molecular function: dihydrolipoyllysine-residue succinyltransferase activity. The coding region runs from base 1 to 1134 and encodes 377 amino acids. The transcript has a single exon. The record is from RefSeq and is a predicted model, not a curated record.
AUGGGCGACAGUAUUUCCGAAGGCACGAUUGUAGAUUUGCCCGUGGCGCCGGGUGAUUUCGUCAACGUGGACGACGUUGUCGUCGUCUUGGAAACGGACAAGGUUUCCGUCGACGUGCGUGCCCCGGAAGCCGGUGCCUUGGUCGAAAUCCUCGGUGAAAUCGACGACGUUGUCGAAGUGGGUACCAACCUCUUUCGGAUCGACACCGAUGCGGAUGCACCGGAAGCCCCCGUGGCGCCUGAAUCCACUCCGGAAGAAGUCGCGACGCACAUUGCCGAACCCGCACCGUCCCAAACUCCAACGUCCGCGCCCGUGGCGGCGGCGUCCGCCGCCACCAAGGCGCCACCACCACCACCCGCCGCCAAGUCUGCACCGCCGUCCGCUCCCUCCGGCGCCCCCGCGUCCCAACCCGUCUUUUUGGGGACCCGCAACGAACGUCGCACCAAAAUGAGUCGCAUGCGUCAGCGCGUCGCGGCGCGACUCAAGGAUGCACAAAAUACCGCCGCCAUGCUCACCACCUUUCAAGAAGUCGAUAUGGGUAACCUCAUGGAACUCCGUAAGCGGUACAAGGAUGUCUUCCAAGAAAAGCACGGCGUCAAGUUGGGAUUCAUGAGCGCUUUUGUCAAAGCCACCACGGCGGCUUUGCAGGAAAUUCCCGCCGUCAACGGCUAUAUCGACAACGACACGCAAGAAAUUGUUUACCGCGAAUUUGUGGACAUUUCCGUAGCCGUGGCCUCGCCCAACGGGUUGGUUGUGCCCGUCUUGCGCAAUACCGAGACCAUGAGCUUUGCCGACGUGGAACGCAACAUUGCCGCCUACGGACAAAAAGCCAAGGAAGGGUCCCUCAGUUUGGACGACAUGGCUGGUGGUACUUUUACCAUUUCCAACGGCGGUGUCUUUGGAUCGCUGAUGGGAACCCCCAUUAUCAAUCCGCCACAAUCAGCCAUUUUGGGAAUGCACGCGACCAAGAUGCGGGCAGUCGUCAACGAACAAGGCGAAGUGGUGGCGCGCCCCAUGAUGUACCUCGCCUUGACGUACGAUCAUCGAUUGAUUGAUGGCAGAGAAGGUGUCACCUUCUUGAAGUCCAUCGCCGAGAAGAUUGCGGAUCCCUCCAAGCUGUUGCUGGAAAUCUAA